Fundulus heteroclitus (mummichog) is the source of this 2442-nucleotide messenger RNA. Its product is annotated as LUC7 domain-containing protein. Gene Ontology annotation, cellular component: U1 snRNP; U2-type prespliceosome. Gene Ontology annotation, biological process: mRNA splice site recognition. The transcript is spliced from 10 exons. Bases 505 to 1770 code for a protein of 421 amino acids. Gene Ontology annotation, molecular function: mRNA binding. Lineage: Eukaryota; Metazoa; Chordata; Actinopteri; Cyprinodontiformes; Fundulidae. The record is from RefSeq and is a predicted model, not a curated record.
UCCGGUGGCGCGCGCAAAGGGGAACUGGGAAGGCGGAAGAGAGAGGACGUUGAACAAACUUGACAACUUCUGGCUGGCUGGCUAGGAACACGUUUAGCUACUAUGUCAACAGCACAAUUUGGGUUUCCUUUAAUACAUAUGUAGUUAGUUGAUCAAACGCCCUGACUGCAUUCACUCACCGCUGUCUCUCAGCUCGCCACACGAGUCUUAGCCGACUAAUGGACUCCAGCAGUUUCUAAACAGCCGCUGCACUUGCUCAGCGGUCCCGAAGCCCUCCACCUUCACAAAGCCAUAUUUAGCCUCCAAAAGUACCGCGGCAUUCAGUGAACCGAAGAAACUGUGGCUUCGCGGGGGCUCGGGCCGUUCCUGCGUGUGGGAAAAGUUGUCCGCGCUAUUGUAAAGAAAAAGCCAGCGGAGAGGCCUGCAGCCGAAGAGGCUGGCUGCCAGUGAGAGGAGCGCUGCUGCUGGCGAGGACGGACCGACUCACGCAACGUUAGAGCCAACAUGUCGGCCCAGGCGCAGAUGCGAGCGAUGCUGGACCAGCUCAUGGGGACGGCCAGAGAUGGAGACAGCAUGAGGCAGAGGAUCAAAUUUACAGAUGAUCGAGUCUGUAAAAGCCACCUCUUGGAUUCCUGUCCUCAUGACAUCCUAUCAGGCACCAGAAUGGACCUGGGAGAAUGUGCCAAAGUACACGAUUUGGCCCUUCGAGCAGAUUAUGAGAUCGCCUCCAAGGAGAAUGAGUACUUCUUUGAGCUCGAUGCUGCAGAACACCUUCAGUCUUUCAUCGCUGACUGCGAUCGCCGAACUGAGGUAGCCAAGAAGAGACUGGCGGAGACUCAGGAUGAGAUCAGCGCCGAAGUGGCCGCAAAGGCCGAGCGAGUCCACGAGUUAAACGAAGAGAUCGGGAAGCUUCUGGCAAAAGCUGAGCAGCUGGGGGGCGAAGGGAACGUAGAUGAGGCCCAGCAGGUGCUGGAGAAGGUGGAGAAAACCCGAGCCAUGAAGAAAGAAGCAGAGGAUGUUUACAGAAACUCAAUGCCAGCUUCCAGCUUUCAGCAGCAGAAACUUCGAGUGUGUGAGGUGUGUUCAGCUUACUUGGGUCUCCACGACAACGACCGUCGCCUGGCGGACCACUUCGGAGGCAAACUUCACCUUGGUUUCAUUGAAAUCCGCGAGAAGCUUGAAAAGCUGAGGAAAGCUGUAGUAGAAAAACAGGAAAAGAUGCGCAUGAGAAGACGAGAGGACCGUGAAAAGGAGGAUGAAAGAGAGCGACAGUGGGAGAUGGAGCAGGAAAGAGAGAGGGAGAAGCAACGAGAGUGGGAGAGGGAACGACAAAGGGAGCGGAGAAGAUCCAGAUCCAGAAGCGGAGACCGAUACAGGGACGGAGGAAGUUCAUCAUCCCAUCGUUCAAGACACCACCGCUCCUCUCGACCCAGAGAAGACGGACCCAACCGGGAUAGAGAGCGAGACAGGAAGCAUCGACACAAGGAGAGACAUCGCUCACGCUCCCACUCUCACAGGCACAAAAAGAAGAGAUCUUCCAGAGAAGGAUCAUCGCACACGCGUGACAGAGAGCCCUCCCCGUCCCAGGAGAAAUGGCGAGAGCGUGCCGGGGAGGGAUGGCGUAACGACAAAGCGGAGGGCGCAGACGUGGAGGACAGGGAGCGCUCUGCGUCUCCAGACCUGGCCAGAGGACGGGAAAGGGAGAGGUCCCUGUCGUACGAGCGCGACCGGCGCUCCAGCUCCGAGGAACGGGAGUCUGGCGAGAUCUGAACAGUUACCGCUUUUGGGUUUGGAUGUGGAGUACAAAGGAGGAAGGGAAGAUGAGCAUGCUGGUGCCAGUGCAUUUGAUUUGACUAUGCAUGUUCAAAGUGGGACACGUGCUUGUGGCUGGUGGGCAUCGAGGAAACAUGCAGACCGACUUUUAACAGACUGUAUUAGGGGGGGACUUGGAAGAGCUGUACAGUCAUUAUUUUGUUUCUCAUCUUGCUGACCUGACAGUUAAUUUACACAGGGGACAAGGGAAGGGAGGCUUGGCUUCGUUUCGGUUUUACUGAAGUGCUGUUCUUUUCCCUUUUUACAGCCGAGUUAGAUCAUUAUGGUUUUGUAGCUCUUGACUACUCUCACAUUAAUACUACAGAUGACAAGGUUCUUCUAACAAUGUUCUCUUUGUUACCUUCUAGACAAUAGUCUUAUUGAAAUCUUGGACACAAGCCUUAGGGGGCGCCGAACAACGUGUCCCCUUGGGAUAAAAGGCCAUAUUUAGAUGACUAAAAGAAACCAUCUAAAUAUUUUUAAACAUUCAGUUUACAGAAUGAUGGUCGGUGCACAUUUACACACCAGAUGCUGUAAAGUAGGAUGGACUUGAUACGGGAGUUUUGUCGGACGGGUCCAACUUGCCAUACCACCGCCACAAGUAAAUAAAACGUUCUGCUUUUGUUCAAA